Messenger RNA from Aureobasidium pullulans EXF-150, 460 nucleotides. RefSeq names its product 4-oxalocrotonate tautomerase. The transcript has 2 exons. The record is from RefSeq and is a predicted model, not a curated record. Lineage: Eukaryota; Fungi; Ascomycota; Dothideomycetes; Dothideales; Saccotheciaceae. The coding region runs from base 1 to 393 and encodes 130 amino acids.
AUGCCUCUUGUGAAAAUCGACAUGAUCAGAGGCGUCCGCACGCCCGAAGAGAUCAAAAAACUCGCCGAUGUGGUUCAAGAAAUCAUGUUGGAUAAAUUCGCAGCACCGGCUAGAGAUCGCUAUCAAGUAAUAACCCAACACGAACCCUACGAAUUAAUCUUCGAAGAUACCGGUCUCUCUAUCCCCCGCACCGACAAAUUAAUCCUCAUCCAAAUCUUCCAACAAGGAAGAGAUGCGGAGAAAAAGCAAGCUAUUUAUGCAGCAUUGGCGGAAAGAUUGGAAAAUGAAUGUGGAGUGCCAAAGACGGAUUUGGUGGUUAGUUGUAGUGCGAACACCAAGGAAGAUUGGAGUUUUGGGUUGGGACGAGCGCAGUUCUUGACGGGAGAGUUAUAAGAAAAGAAGGAUUAAUUUGGGAAGUCGCUAAUAGAAGAGACGCUGACGACGAAAAGUGCAGGGACAC